This is a messenger RNA of Cavenderia fasciculata, 1617 nucleotides long. RefSeq lists its product as uncharacterized. Bases 1 to 1617 code for a protein of 538 amino acids. The transcript has a single exon. Lineage: Eukaryota; Evosea; Eumycetozoa; Acytosteliales; Cavenderiaceae. The record is from RefSeq and is a predicted model, not a curated record.
AUGAAAUUCAUAGCUAUAACUAUAGUAUUAGCAAUUAUCUGUCAAAUUGCUUCAGCACAAAACUAUGUAACUUUUAGAACAGAUAUAAACUGUGCUGGUGGUUGUGAUUUCGAAAAUCCUAGCAAUUGGGAUAACCUAGUUGUGCCAGGCCCUACUGACGACGCUCUCAUUGAUUUUUCGAAAUAUACUCUAUCGAAUAGCGCCAAUGUCUUUGUCAACGCAUAUAUCAACGUCAACUCGAUCACUAUUAUUGGAGCUGCACCACAUACCAACUUUACCUUUUCAAUCAACAAUGACCUCAUUACCGACAAUUUCCAAGCAUCGGGAAAUGUCGUGGUCAAUGUAGGCGACAACAGUCAGAUUUACAUCUAUUCGACAUUGACACUCGAUGCACCAUUAAGAACUGGCAAGAAUGUCCUCAUGGUCAUUAUGACCUUGGCCACCUCUGAAGACAGCGUACUCUCUCUUGGUCAAAACAAUCAUCUAAAGGUCACUGUCACCACAUCGGUUGCUGGUUCGUUGACUUCACAAGAAAACGUCGACAUCCUCCUCGAAGGAUACUCUGUUUUCACAAGUGAUGUCACCAUCAUUGGCACGAUCAAUAGCACUGGUACCCUCUCCUUUGUCAGUGGUUCAGUUGUCACUAUUACAGGCGACUUUAUUUCCAACGCCGAUGUCUCGCUAGACUCUGCCGUCAUGAUGGUCAAUGGCAACUUUGAAGCCACCCAAAUUUCAGUUCAAGACGAAUCCAAACUAUUCAUCUCUACUCCAACUGGCUCAACCUCACAUUUCACAACAACCAUUUCCAACAUCACCACCGAUGACCAAUCCACCUUUAUUGUUCAAAAUCAAAGAUGCUCGAUUCACAAAUAUAACAUUUCAACAGCCUCUUUUGACAAUCUCAACCUUUUCAUGACCAACGGUGCCGCCACCUCUAUUAUAAAUAACAAUCCCAACCAAUAUGCCGAUAUUACAAUGUCUACCAUCGGUAGCCUUACAACCAGUGUUGCCAAACAACCAUUCGAACUCUACCUUGGCACAUCCAAAGUCACCAGCCUCAAUGCUGUCAGCUGUACUCUUCUUGUCAGUGGUGGUGAGGUUUUCCAAAACAACGUCGUCUCUUUAACCGGUAAUUCAUCCAUUCAAAUCGAACCUCCUGUUGGAAACGUAUUGAUCUUGAAAAACUCGACCAUCACUGCAAAAACGGUCUUUGUUACCUCUGCUUCCAUCAGUAUCGAACAAAACAGCCAACUUAAUGGUGACAUGCAAUUGGACCAAUCCAUUUUGGAAUUCUCCAACGGAGCCCAACUUUCUAUUAGUGGAAACUUGCUUAUUCCAUCCGAUUUUAAUGUUACAGUUGAGCAACUCGCCUCCACUACAUCUUCUGCUCCAAUCAAUGUUGGUGGGCAAUUUAAAUUUGCUGGUGAACAAUUCAAUGUACUCAAUCUUGGCUCCAACCAAAUCAAUCCAUCCGCCACCUAUUACAUUCUUCAAUUAAAUGGUGACUUGUCCAUUGACACUUCAGCUUGUACCUAUUGGUCUAACAACAACAAUAACAAUGCCCACUUUGCAGUAUCAUCAGUUGGACAAUAUGAUUAUUUAAAGAUUAAUUUUUAA